Biomphalaria glabrata is the source of this 1928-nucleotide messenger RNA. Its product is annotated as N-acetyllactosaminide beta-1,6-N-acetylglucosaminyl-transferase-like. Gene Ontology annotation, molecular function: acetylglucosaminyltransferase activity. Lineage: Eukaryota; Metazoa; Mollusca; Gastropoda; Planorbidae. The transcript has 7 exons. Bases 394 to 1830 code for a protein of 478 amino acids. Gene Ontology annotation, cellular component: membrane. The record is from RefSeq and is a predicted model, not a curated record.
UUAAUUCUUUCACUGUUAAGGUCUACUUUGAAACAUUUAGACCAAGACUAUGUAGAAUAGUAUUAACUCACUCUAAAUUUAAUUGUAAUCUACAUUAAAUUAUAAUAAAGAGAUAAAAACCCAGCAGUCUUUACGGAUAAAUUGCUAGAGAUCUUUGAAAGAUAGCUAUUAACUAGACAUACUUGAUGACUACAUUUAAUCUAAUAUUGACUUAAAUGUUAGUCUUAGAAUAGUUAGACUGGAUUUUAUCUAGAUUAGAUUAUAUUGAUAGUCUAGAUCCAUUCAUUAGUAUUAUAGUCAAGUGACAAGUUUUAUAUUUCUAAUAAAAGUUCCCGGGAGCUAGACUCUAAACAUACAAUAAUUUAUAAUGUGUACUUUUCGCCAAAGGAUGUAAUGUAUUGGAAAUAUAUUGGCAAACUUAUUUCGUUGACCAGAAUUUUCCGAAAGCAGAGAAUAUGUUUGAAAAUCGAAAGAAAAAAGACUUGCAUCGCAAUAUUAAUCCUUGUUCUUUUUUUGGGAUGGUUAUGUCUGAACCAUUCAUAUAUCGCGGUAGAGAUUCGUCCAGCAAGUGUAUGUGACCAACCCAGAGAAAUGGUGAAAGAUUGGAUAUUUCAAACCGAUCAUCUCAAAGGCUUUAAGAAAAAGUGGGUGGGUUUUCCAGACUUGGUAGACAUCGACUGCCACAAGGCUUUUAGCCGUAACGCCAUAAAUGAAAAGUUCCCACAGGAAGUCAGACGGACAUUCCCAGAAGACUACUUGAUUCUUAGCCGCAAAUGCCAAGAGUUCAGAGAAAAUAUGGGAUUCUAUCGAUACCCGGCAGCCUCACAAGAAGAAAAGGAAUUCCCACUGGCAUUCGUACUGCUGAUUCACAAGGACUUGGAUCAGGUUCUGUUCCUUCUCCGCGCCAUCUACCGGCCACACAAUGUCUAUUGUCUGAGCGUUGAUACUAAGUCUAGCGUUCAGUUUCUGGACGCUGUCCGUUCUGUGUCCAGGUGUUUGGCCAAUGUUUUCGUGGCCAGCAAGCUAGAGAACAUCGUGUACGCUGGAUUCUCUAGAUUACAAGCGGACCUUAACUGCUUCAAAGAUUUACUUGACCAUCCAGUGAAGUGGAAGUAUGCUAUCAACAUGCCUGGACAGCAAUUUCCUCUGAGGACUAACUUGGAAGUGGUGAAUAUCCUGAAACACUAUAACGGCUCCAAUGACAUUGAGUACGACAUACGGACGGUCAAGGAAGAUAUAGAAUGGCGGACAUCUUGGAUCCACAGUUACCUUAAAAUUAACAAGACAGAUCGAUUUGAACUGGUCAAAACCAAUAUCCCACACUCACCAGUUCCCCAUGGUCUUAAAGUGGUUAAAGGCAGCGCUUACGGAUCAUUCUCAAGAAAAUUCAUUGCUUUUGUUCUGAGUAGCCCAAUAGCCUUGGAUGUACUGGAAUGGUCACAGAAGAUCUACAGUCCCGACGAAAUCUUCUGGUCAACUUUAAACUAUGCUAAUAAUCUAAGUGUUCCAGGCAGAAGUAGCGCUAAUUCUUCGCGACAAUCACUGCUCAAGCUAUAUCGAACUUCCUACGCCACUUGGGAGUGGUCAGGUCCAUGCUCCACGAAAUAUAUUCGAAACACCUGCAUCUACGCCACAGAAGACCUUCACCGCCUAAAGAACAGACAAGAGUUUUUCCUGAACAAAUUCGACAUAGAGCAUCACCCCACGGCUUUACACUGCCUGGACCAACUCAUUUAUAAUAUAACAUUCUUGACGGCUGUGCCUCGAGCCACCAGUGGACAAACGUAUUCAACAGGCCCCAACACUUUGUCUUCUAUAAAACAUGUUUAGUCAAGAAUUAGGACGUGGAAAUAACGAACUUAUUCAAUUAUUUUGAGAAAAAAUUAUUAUUUUGGAGUCCGAAAAUAAAAUACUAUUUACAAGACACA